AUGGCUCCGCCGCUGGCGAUCUUUGGGUGGUGUGCGAGCUCGGCCCUGAGCGGUGUAACAUCCAAGCAAAUCCUGCAAGAGUACCCUCACGCCUUCAUCCUCUCUGCAUGGCAAUUCACUGUCGCAUUCGCAUGCCAUGCUUGGUACACCGCGCUGUACCACCCGACAGCGAUCUUCCAGCGCAGUGAGAAUCCGCGCGCACACAUGUGGCUCGUGCUUUCGGCCUUUGUGUAUUCUGUGGGCGUUUGCAGCUUCAACGCAGGAUUCUGGGCCAUGCAUGUCUCCAUCAACGAAACAAUGCGUGCAUUGGAGCCUCUUGUCAGCGUCACGCUGGCCGCAACUUUCCUUCGCGACCCGCAACUCAGUCGACUUCGCCUAGGGGCCUUGAUUCCCAUCGUUGCGGGUGUAUAUCUGUCGGCGAUGUCUAAUGCAGCGUUUUCAAUCGCUGGAAUGGCAAUCGCGAUGCUUGCCAAUAUUUCAUUCCCGCUGCGCUCGGCCCUCGUCAAGCGCAUCCAGCCAUUCAUGCCGCUACACGUGAUGUUUUAUUCCACAUUGUACUACGCCAUGUUGCUGCAGUGGGUUCUUGCUGGCCUUUGGAGCGUCUUUGGUAACGAUCCAGCGGCUUCUCGGGCCGUGGCAAGCGCCAACUUCAAAGAGUUUCUCUUUUCCGUGUUCAAUGGCGUCUUCUUUUACCUGUAUCAUUGGGUACGUUGAACAAGGUCAACAACAUGCAUGGAAUCGCAUUCACAUAUUUGGUAGUGCUCGUUUGUCGUGCUGUCGUCGACUGACAUGGUGUCCCAUGCAGUGUGGAAUGCUCUGCGCCGCGUGACCACGAUACUCUUUUCCGUGUGGUAUUUUGCUCUGCACCUCCAUCACACCAAUGCCCUCGGAAUGGUCGUGGCGUGCUCAGGCGCACUCUUGUAUGCCCACGCGUUGCGAACGGAACGGCGAAACAUUCAGCAUGGCCAGUCAAAGGAAACCCACCAAAUUGUCUAAGCCUGUCGUUCAUCGUUGAUUCCAUGUCGGAUCGUGUGGGUGCGAUCAUGGCGUCCAC
This is a messenger RNA of Aphanomyces invadans, 1054 nucleotides long. RefSeq lists its product as hypothetical. Gene Ontology annotation, molecular function: antiporter activity. The transcript has 3 exons. The record is from RefSeq and is a predicted model, not a curated record. NCBI's taxonomy places the organism in Eukaryota, Oomycota, Saprolegniomycetes, Saprolegniales, Verrucalvaceae. Bases 1 to 714 code for a protein of 237 amino acids. Gene Ontology annotation, cellular component: Golgi apparatus.